Messenger RNA from Lactuca sativa (garden lettuce), 1746 nucleotides. RefSeq names its product zinc induced facilitator-like 2 (gene ZIFL2). Gene Ontology annotation, molecular function: transmembrane transporter activity. Gene Ontology annotation, biological process: transmembrane transport. The record is from RefSeq and is a predicted model, not a curated record. NCBI's taxonomy places the organism in Eukaryota, Viridiplantae, Streptophyta, Magnoliopsida, Asterales, Asteraceae.
UGUCCUAUUCCAUCCAAUCGGAAAACAGGCGAGUUUGAUCAAACUCCAUGAGUCCAUGGCUGCGGUGGACUACCCAGACUCCCUAUUUUGCAACCGUAAAACAGUGUCAGCCACUCGGAAGCUUUUGCAAUGGAAGAUACAGCCACUAACAGCACUCAUUUGUCGUCGAAGAACAAAGAGAAGGAUGCCAAAUUAAGGUUUCACAAUUGCCCCGGCUGCAAAAUCGACCGUCUUAAAGAAGAACGAACCGGGUUGCCCUAUGCACACCUUUCUUAUAUCUGGCUCGUUUCCCUCUGCACCGCUCUGCCAAUUUCUUCUCUCUACCCGUUCAUUUACUUCAUGAUUAGAGACUUUAAUAUUGCAAGUCAAGAGGAAGAUAUUGGUUACUAUGCUGGAUUUGUGGGUUCUUCAUUCAUGAUUGGAAGAGCCUUGACUUCUCUGUUUUGGGGAGUGCUUGCUGAUAGAUAUGGAAGAAAGCCUAUAAUACUAAUUGGCACAUUUUCAGUGUUCAUUUUCAACACGAUGUUUGGACUCAGUUCAUCCUUCUGGAUGGCAAUUUCUUCAAGAUUUCUCCUUGGAUGUUUUAACAGUCUACUAGGAACAAUACGGACAUAUGCUUCUGAAGUCUGCCAUGAGGAAUACCAAGCUUUAGCAUUAUCAAUUGUGAGUACUUCUCGAGGAAUUGGCUUAAUUAUUGGUCCUGCUAUUGGAGGUUUCUUUGCACAGCCUGCUGAGAAAUACCCACAGUUUUUUUCUGAAAACUCUUUGUUUGGAAGGUUUCCAUACUUUUUACCAUGUCUUAUUAUAUCCAUCUACUCAUUGGCUGUAUUUAUUUCUAGCUGGUGGCUUCCUGAAACACUGCACAAACAUCGCAAUGAAUUAGAAGUAGAAGCUUCUGAAAGUUUACUUGGUCAAAAUGAGGUCAAAGCAGAAAAGAUGUCUUCAUUUGCUUUGUUGAAAAAUUGGCCAUUAAUGUCUACAAUCAUUGUGUAUUGUGUGUUUUCACUUCAGGAAAUAGCUUAUACAGAGAUAUUUUCUUUGUGGGCAGUUAGUGACAAAAGUUAUGGAGGGCUUAGUUUUUCAUCUCAAGAUGUUGGUGAGAUUCUUGCUAUUUCAGGUUUUGGGCUUUUAUUGUUCCAGCUUCUACUAUAUCCAUUAAUCGAGAAACUUCUGGGCCCACUCACUGUCACACGCCUUUCAGCUGUUAUAUCAAUACCUAUUUUAUCAACUUAUCCUUACAUAGCAACGCUUUCAGGGUUUUCUCUUCUUCUAGCUGUCAAUUGCGUAUCAUUAAUGAGGAAUUUUUUAUCAGUGUCGCUAGUGACUGGGUUAUUCAUUUUGUUAAAUAAAUCUGUCGGCCAACAUGAGCGAGGAGCUGCUAAUGGCAUUUCAAUGACAGCCAUGUCUGUCUCUAAAGCAUUUGGUCCAGCUGGCGCAGGAGCACUCUUUUCUUUUGCACAAAAACGUCAAGUUGCUGCUAUACUACCAGGUGAUCAACUGGUAUUCUUUUCAUUGAACAUCCUUCAGUUUGUCGGGCUGGUUUUAACCUUCAAGCCUUUCAUGGCGCAACCCAAUGCAUAGAACACAAGAUAGAUAUUUGUACAUUCAUUAAUGCCCUUAUUAUUAUUAUUAUUAUACAGUAUAAAAAAGAAAAAGAUGUGAGAAUCCAUAAGGAAGGUUUUCAGGUUCAAAUACUUAUUCUUGUAAAAUAUUAACUUAGUGGAAUUUAAAUCAUGCUUUAUCAUA